AUGAGUAGCCGACCACGGGGUGGGCGUGGGUUGACCAGCCGCGAAGGCAAGGAAGCAGAUCUUGAGAACGAUUAUCUGAGUCGAGUGAUCGAGGGUCUGAGGAAAGCACAAAGCUACAAUGAUCAGUCCAAACGCAUAGGACAGGAGAUUAUGGCUCUGGAGGAAGACAUCAAGGCAGCUGGACAUUCUACCCCUGAUAACCACCGACGACUCGAUGCUCUGUACCGGGAAAUGCUCAAGUGCGCAGAGAACGAAAAGAAGGUACAGGACGACGAGGACAUCAUCAACCUUCUCGCUGUCCUUGCGACGAUGAAGUCUCCGGAUGAACCUGCUCCUAGAAACGGAGUAGGCAAAUCACGUAAGCACCAAAGACCAGUCGUCGAGUCAGACGUGGUGGUCGAAUCACCUGGUCCGAGCCCUGGGGAAGGUCGUUUGGAGAUGAUGAAACGCGUCAAGGGAGCCACACAGCGCAGUUCCAGCACGGCUAGCCAAAACCGAGCCGCAGCAGUCCCGAAGGAUGAUGGUGUCGAAAUGCAUAAAGGAGUCCAAGCAGAACGUGCUGGUCAACUUGUUGCUGGGAGCGAAGUAUUCUAUAAAUAUCCCAAGGAGCUGCAAGAACAGGAAGAAGGCGUUGGCAUUCAUGGUAUCAUCAAAAAGGUGUGGCAGGACAAGAAACCCAUCCAAUACGAUGUUAGAGACCCGGAAGACGACCCUUCCGGCAAACAGGUGGUUCGAAAAGCAACAGCCAGGGAUCUUGUACCCAUCCCGCAACCCGCGCAGACCACUGCCCAAUUCCCGACUGGCGCCAAUGUGUAUGCGAAGUACCCGGACACGGAUACAUUCUACCGAGCCAAGGUCAAGAGCUUUCAGAAGACUACGUAUAGCCUCAAAUUCGACGAGGAUGAUAAGGAGAUGCUUGUCGAUGCGGGAUUUGUCUUGGACCCUCGGAUGAGAUGA
This is a messenger RNA of Exophiala spinifera, 957 nucleotides long. RefSeq lists its product as uncharacterized. The transcript has 3 exons. The coding region runs from base 1 to 957 and encodes 318 amino acids. The record is from RefSeq and is a predicted model, not a curated record. Gene Ontology annotation, cellular component: SAGA complex. NCBI's taxonomy places the organism in Eukaryota, Fungi, Ascomycota, Eurotiomycetes, Chaetothyriales, Herpotrichiellaceae.